CAAAUCGGCUCUACCACCUCUGAAAACUCAUCUACAAAUUUGUGUCAGCAUUCCGGUGCAUCUUUGGAUUGGAAGCAGGCGCGCCCUUUCAAUGAAUUACCUACAGACAAUGCUUUCAAACUGAUCUGUAAAUUUUUGUCCGGCGGUCGAUACUAUAAUUUAGACUCCAACCAAUUGGAGAUGGCAAUGCGCAAGGAGUUUGGUGAUAUUUUCGUAGUACCCGCAGUGUUGGGUCGGCCUGCCACCUUGGUAACACACAAUCCAAAUGAUUUUGCAUCUGUCUUUCGCAACGAAGGCAUAUGGCCAAUACGCCCAUUUUCAACCCUACGCUAUCAUCGGAGAAAACGGCAUGCGGAUUUUUACCAGGGUGUCGAAGGCGUUUUAACUACACAAGGUGAACAGUGGAGCUCAUUCCGCUCGGCAGUAAAUCCACUGCUAAUGCAACCAAAAAGUAUACUCCUAUAUCUUAGCAGAAUGGCACAAGUAAACCAGGAAUUCGUUGACAGAAUACGUCUGAUACGCGAUCCCAAUACCCUGGAAGUGCCAGCAAACUUUGAGGACUAUAUACAGCGUUGGUUGUUGGAAUCUGUAUCGCUAGUUGCUCUGGACAAGAACCUUGGAUUGCUUCGAGAACAUAAUGAAAAUCACGCAGAUGGUAUGAAAAUGAUAUCUGCCUUAAAUACAAUAUUCACACUUGGCUAUGAUUUGGAGUGGAAACCUUCACUGUGGCGACGAAUGAGCACACCGAAAUUCAAGCGUGUAAUGCAGGCUAUGGACGAUGUACAAAAUAUAUCGUUGAAGUAUAUAGAUAAAGCAAUAGAAAAACUGGAAGCCGAAAAGCAGCAAGGUUUCGAGCGGCCAGAGCAUGAAAAGAGUGCUUUCGAGAAGUUGCUAAAGAUCGAUCGGAAAGUAGCGACUGUGAUGGCCACGGAUUUACUGCUUGGUGGCGUUAAUACC
This is a messenger RNA of Rhagoletis zephyria (snowberry fruit fly), 957 nucleotides long. RefSeq names its product probable cytochrome P450 12a4, mitochondrial. Lineage: Eukaryota; Metazoa; Arthropoda; Insecta; Diptera; Tephritidae. The record is from RefSeq and is a predicted model, not a curated record. Gene Ontology annotation, molecular function: heme binding; oxidoreductase activity, acting on paired donors, with incorporation or reduction of molecular oxygen; monooxygenase activity.